This is a messenger RNA of Pleurotus ostreatus (oyster mushroom), 1545 nucleotides long. RefSeq lists its product as uncharacterized. Lineage: Eukaryota; Fungi; Basidiomycota; Agaricomycetes; Agaricales; Pleurotaceae. Gene Ontology annotation, molecular function: metal ion binding. The transcript has 6 exons. The record is from RefSeq and is a predicted model, not a curated record. Bases 1 to 1545 code for a protein of 514 amino acids.
AUGGCGGAUGUCAGUCGAGGCUUGCCAUUACUCAGCGGAGUGCCGCCAUCACCCAACGAACCCGAAAGCUCGUGUCGGAAAUGCAGCAAAGAGUUCAACAUUAUAUUCGCAAGGUCCAGAAGAUGCAAUCAUUGCGGAUAUUCGUAUUGUCACAGCUGUUCAGAUUACCUAGCGUUGAUGCCUCGCUCCGGAAAUGAGGCGGGGUACGACGCUCAGAGUGUCUGCGCUUAUUGCAUUGAAUACCUCAACACAUCUACCAACGCUGGCGCCGCAGUCACCGCCGCUGGACGGGGGCAGCUAAGAUCUAUGCCGUUGGGGAAACUUCGAAAGUACGUUACAGCGUAUAACAUCAGAGUCGGACGUGUUGUCGAGAAGGAUGAUCUGAUUGACAAGAUCAUGUCGGUGAGGGGACCUAAUGGCUGCCUGCCUCCUGAGUGUGAAGCCUUCUACCGACGGUGCUCUGUACCAGCGCGACCAGGUGUCCGCCCCCGAGGAUUCUUCUCCUCCCGUAGUCCAGAUGAUCUCCCUCCCCCGACAACACAAAUGCCCCAGCGGCAGCCUACGCAAGAGUUCGCCAGGCCUGACCUUGCUGCAGAUGAUCCCCCACCUGUUCCUCCAAGAUACCCUCCGCCUCCAGGUCCCCCUCCGAGACCCCCGCCACAGACGCCUCCGCGCCCACAAUACCACUAUACGCCGCCUCCGCCUCCGCCUCGCCCACAGCCCCAGGCGCCACCGCCGAAUAACGCGUCACGCCCAUGGGGUGCUUAUCCGGGGCAAAGCCCCUACACCAAUCAGUCCGCAUCGCGUUCCUCUCAGAAUUUCUCCGGUCAAUCCUACAACACAACGCCCCCUCGCCAGCGGGCCGCUUCAUCAUCGCCUCCCAGUCGUACCGCGCAACCGCCUCCACCCACGCUGGACGAGCUUCUGGCUAUGUCCGAGGCGUCGAUGGCUUCGCUUUCCAUCGGAAAUCUGAAGUCAAUAUUGUUUAGCAAUCACGUCAAUGCCGGUCUUAUCUUGGAGAAAGCAGAGCUUGUGAAGAAGGUGCAUGAUUUGGUUGAGGAUGAACGGCGUGAGAGAGAACGGAUGGAGAGGCAGCAUCAGCUGGAGGAGGAGGAGGAAAGAGAGCGAAUUAGAGUGCAGAGGGAGGAGGCGGAGCAGGAGGAGAGGCGGAGAAGAGAAAAGGCGGCGCAAGAGGCCGAAGCAGCAUCAAAUACAAACACCAAUCAAGACGAACCCUCUGCAUCGACCUCAUCGCCCGCCGUGCCAACUGACAUAAAUAUGGAACGCGAGACAUCGAACCCACAACCCAAGUCUGAACCCAUAGCGGCCCCAACUUUUCCAAAGUCUAAUAUUUCUGCCUUUGAAAGAAAUGGCUUAUGUGUGAUUUGCCAGGACGAAGAAGCCAAUAUCGCCAUCGUCGAUUGCGGACAUCUCGCUAUGUGCAGGGGCUGUUCAGACCUUAUAAUGGCCAGUUCGCGCGAAUGCCCGCUAUGCCGUACGCGAAUAGUGACAGAGGCGAGAUUGCUGCGUAUCUUUAAGACUUGA